GUUCAGCCGCAACUCCGAGCUGUUGGAGCCCCAUCCCUUCGUCGCAGCCAACCAUGGCUAGCCCGCUGCGCGCCCCGCUGCUCCUGCUGGCUCUUCUGGCCUUGGCCACAGCCACGACCCCCAAGCAAGGUCUGCGUUUACUGGGAGGCAUUCAGGAUGCAGAUGCCAAAGAGCAGGGCGUGAAGGAAGCGCUGAACUUCGCCAUGACGGAGUACAACAAGGCCAGCAACGACGCGUACCACAGCCGCGCCUUACAGGUGGUGAAGGCACGCAAGCAGAUUGUGGCUGGAGUAAAAUACUUUUUGGAUGUGGAGAUAGGCCGAACCACAUGUACCAAGGCCCAGGCAAACGUGGCUUUGGCUGACUGUCCUUUCCAUGACCAGCCCCAUCUGAUGAGGAAGAUGCUCUGCUCCUUCCAAAUCUACAGCGUGCCCUGGCAAGGCAAGCAAUCCAUGACAGAAUCCAGCUGCAAAAAUGCCUAAAGGCUGAGGCUAGUAAGGCGAUGCAUAUCUGCAGACCGCUGCUCCCUCAUACUCCUUCCCUGUA
Messenger RNA from Acomys russatus (golden spiny mouse), 546 nucleotides. RefSeq names its product cystatin-C-like. Bases 54 to 482 code for a protein of 142 amino acids. The record is from RefSeq and is a predicted model, not a curated record. Lineage: Eukaryota; Metazoa; Chordata; Mammalia; Rodentia; Muridae. Gene Ontology annotation, molecular function: cysteine-type endopeptidase inhibitor activity. The transcript is spliced from 3 exons.